This is a messenger RNA of Mastomys coucha (southern multimammate mouse), 5706 nucleotides long. It is a transcript of the gene Mbtd1, whose product is annotated as mbt domain containing 1. Gene Ontology annotation, biological process: regulation of DNA-templated transcription. Gene Ontology annotation, cellular component: nucleus. The transcript has 19 exons. Bases 368 to 2512 code for a protein of 714 amino acids. Gene Ontology annotation, molecular function: zinc ion binding. NCBI's taxonomy places the organism in Eukaryota, Metazoa, Chordata, Mammalia, Rodentia, Muridae. The record is from RefSeq and is a predicted model, not a curated record.
GGUCACGGCGCAGGCGCGCUGGGGAGGGAGGGCUAUGCUAAUGUUGUUGAUAUCCUGGGGCCACCCGAGUUAAAGGGGGGAAAUCCGGGGGCUGCCACUGCUGCCACUGGCCCUGGCCCAGCCGGGGGUCCCCCCCCUGUCGUCGCCGCAGUCCCGGGGAGAGGCGCCCGCCCCCUGCUCAGGGGGGAGGGGGCGCCGCGGGCUCGGGGAGCACGGACGGCCCCUACCCAUGAGGCCCUGAUGGAAAACACAAAGGAUCUGAGUCGGAAGAGACACUAGAAGUCUGCCAAAGCAGCCGCCCCUGUCCAGCUUCUGACGAGUGGCAAGUUGCCUACUGUCAUAGAGCUUUGAUCUCUUCAUCAGAAGUAUGAGACAGAACAUUCUUCACAAUCCAAAAGAAAAAGCAGACUCGUUCGGGAUGUUUGACGGCUAUGAUAGCUGCAGUGAGGACACGAGUAGCAGCUCCAGCUCUGAGGAGAGUGAAGAAGAAGUUGCUCCUUUACCUUCCAGUCUCCCAAUCAUCAAAAAUAAUGGACAAGUCUACACAUACCCAGAUGGGAAAUCUGGCAUGGCUACCUGCGAGAUGUGUGGGAUGGUCGGUGUACGAGAUGCUUUUUACUCUAAAACGAAACGUUUCUGCAGUGUUUCUUGUUCAAGAAGUUAUUCGUCAAACUCUAAGAAGGCAAGCAUUCUGGCCAGACUUCAGGUAACGGGUAAGCCUCCAACAAAGAAAGCAAAAGUCCUUCAAAAACAACCUUUAGUUGCUAAAUUAGCUGCCUAUGCUCAGUAUCAAGCUACCUUGCAAAAUCAAGCAAAGACAAAAGCAGGUAAUUCUGCAAUCUCUGUGGAAGGCUUCAGCUGGGGUAACUACAUCAACAGUAAUAGCUUCAUAGCAGCUCCAGUUGCCUGUUUUAAGCAUGCGCCUAUGGGGACCUGCUGGGGUGAUAUCUCAGAGAACGUAAGGAUAGAAGUUCCCAAUACAGACUGCAGCCUACCUACCAAAGUCUUCUGGAUUGCUGGGAUUAUAAAAUUAGCAGGUUAUAAUGCCCUUUUGAGAUAUGAAGGAUUUGAAAAUGAUUCUUCUCUGGACUUCUGGUGCAAUAUAUGUGGGUCUGAUAUUCAUCCAGUUGGUUGGUGUGCAGCCAGUGGGAAACCUCUCGUUCCUCCUAGAACUGUUCAACAUAAAUAUACAAACUGGAAAGCUUUUCUAGUAAAAAGACUUACUGGUGCCAAAACGCUUCCUCCUGAUUUCUCACAAAAGGUUUCUGAGAGUAUGCAGUAUCCUUUCAAACCAUGCAUGAGAGUAGAAGUGGUUGACAAGAGGCAUUUAUGUCGAACAAGAGUAGCAGUGGUAGAAAGUGUAAUUGGAGGAAGAUUACGGCUGGUAUAUGAAGAGAGCGAAGAUAGAACAGACGACUUCUGGUGCCACAUGCAUAGCCCCUUAAUCCACCAUAUCGGUUGGUCACGAAGCAUAGGCCAUCGAUUCAAGAGAUCUGAUAUUACAAAGAAACAGGAUGGACAUUUUGAUACACCACCGCAUUUAUUUGCUAAGGUAAAAGAAGUAGACCAGAGUGGAGAAUGGUUCAAAGAAGGAAUGAAAUUGGAAGCUAUAGACCCAUUAAAUCUUUCUACAAUAUGUGUUGCAACCAUUAGAAAGGUGCUGGCUGAUGGAUUCCUGAUGAUUGGGAUUGAUGGCUCAGAAGCAGCAGACGGAUCUGACUGGUUCUGUUAUCAUGCAACCUCUCCUUCUAUUUUCCCUGUGGGUUUCUGUGAAAUUAACAUGAUAGAACUGACUCCACCCAGAGGUUACACAAAACUUCCUUUUAAAUGGUUUGACUACCUCAGGGAAACCGGCUCCAUUGCAGCACCAGUAAAACUAUUUAAUAAGGAUGUUCCAAACCACGGAUUCCGUGUAGGAAUGAAGUUAGAAGCUGUAGAUCUCAUGGAGCCACGGUUAAUAUGUGUAGCCACAGUCACUCGAAUUAUUCAUCGUCUCUUGAGGAUACAUUUUGAUGGCUGGGAAGAAGAGUAUGAUCAGUGGGUAGACUGUGAGUCCCCUGACCUCUAUCCUGUAGGGUGGUGUCAGUUAACUGGAUAUCAGCUACAGCCUCCAGCAUCACAGUCAUCAAGAGAAAGCCAGUCAGCUUCUUCAAAACAGAAGAAAAAGGCUAAGUCUCAGCAAUACAAAGGACAUAAGAAAAAGAGGAAGAUGCCAGUUGGGAAGAAGCCUGUCAGUUUGUCGAGCCUGCCCAUGACAGGCGGGGUGCGGAGGAGCUUCUCUGGGGACGAAGAGUUGACUCCUCCUCCAUAUCGAACCCUGCCAGCACAGACAGCCCUGGAGGCCUUCCCACCUCCCAGCACUAGCCGAGAGUUCAGGCCCAGCCUCAAAACAGUGACCACUUCCCAGCUAAAGGAGGAGCUGCUGGAUGGAGAGGACUAUAGCUUCCUUCAUGGAGCAUCCGACCAAGAGAGCAAUGGCUCUGCCACCGUCUACAUCAAACAAGAGCCAUGAGGCAGGCGACUCAGAACCAUGGGCGGAAGGGGCUGUUUACAGGGCUGACUUGGAGUCAGCCAGCUGCACAGCAGGCUGUUCUACUGGGACAUUUUGCUAAACACAGAAAAGUUCAGUUCCAGAUUUUUCAGGUGGGGGGGAAACUAUUUUGGUGGGGGGACAAUUUUUCAAUUUAUAAAGACGGACAAUUUUUGUGUUGUAUUUGAAGCUUUUGAAAGAAUUUUGUAAUAUUUUCCAAGUUUGGAUUUAUGUGCAUUGUUAACAAGAACUGAAAUUAUAACUUUUUUGGUAAGAUAAAAGUUUAGGUAGCAGGAUUGAAGGAAAUGAUUAAGAAGGAUAUAGUUGUAAAUGCAAAUGAACUGUCAUUACACAUGAACCUUCUUGGUACCUGUUGGGAGAUUUUUGGAUUUUAGAGUUAGGCCAGUCACAUCUCCAGCUUCCUUUGCUGCGAAAAUAUAUGCAACUGAAGCCCUCACAGAGGGCUCAUCACCAUGGAGAUCACAGAGCAACUGAAGCCCUCACAGAGGAGGGCUCAUCACCAUGGAGAUCACGGAAGGGGUCAUUAAUUGUGCUCGCUGACAUUUUAUUGCAGCCCGUUUAACUGUUUGUACAGAAAUUUUUUCAUUCUGCUAAAAUUUAUUUGGAGUUGUAUAUGAAACUAGGAGAACUCUGGAUACUUUUAUAUGCUCUCCUUCACAUAAAAAUGAUUAAAAUUUUCUAACACUAAAGUGUUAAACUGGAAUGGUUGACAAAAUACACAGGAUCUCAGUCUACGUAAAGGGUUGGGGGAAAUUAGUAUUUUCCUAAGUUUAUUCUGUUUUCCUUGCUAGAAAACAUCCCAUAAAGGGAUAUUCUUAUCAGACCUCAGCCAUUUCCUCCAUCUGUGAGAGAGCAACAGGAUGAAACCACACCUGAAAACAGAUACUGCUCUGUGUUAACAAAAGAAUCAGAUGAAAAAAUUGUUAACCAAAAUAAGUAUAGAUUUCAGAAUCAUUCCAGCUCUACUCUUAACUGUCCUGGAUUUGUUAGAAACUGAUUUGAAAGAAAUUUUUCUUAAAAUUCCAUAGACACACACAUAUUAUGAAUUGUCUUUAAUUGUAGUCAGAAUGUAUUGUAACAAUAAAUGAUUUGGACCAUUUUAAACAUUCCCUAUUUUAAAAUUCAUACGACUUCCUUAAGAAGUAGGAUGAAAGGGUAAAUUGGUGACAGGUCUGCUCUCUGCGUUUUCUAACCUUCUACCGAAUCGUGACUGAAUCAGAGAGCUCUAGCAUUUACCAGUGAGGUUCAUAAACUAAACUCUCAGGAAUUCAUUGCAUCUGUUCUAGAAGUGCUUCUGGGUCUGAGCCUGGCCUCUUCAGAGUGGUAACACUGCCCAUUUCCUCUGGAAAGUAGGCAGGGCUAAGGAGAAAUUAAUCAAAAUGAUUAACCUCUGCAGCCUUUCAGCCUAUGGAAUGCUUUAAAAAAAAAAAAAAAAAAAAAAAAAAAAAAAGAAAAGAAAAGAAAGGAAAAAAAAAAAGAAAAAAGCUAAUGGAAAACCCCAGGAGACGUUUUAGGUAAGAUUUUUGUUUGACUUUUAAAUGCAUAGAAAAUUAAAAACCAGCAAUUUAUUUUCUAAAAUACUGCUCUACUUUUGGGAAUAAUAGCAUUGGUAAUAUGCACAGGUUUACCUCAUUCUAUGCAAGAGGGGUUAAUAAAUAACAUAAGGUUUUGUAGUAGCUACUGGAAGUAAAAUGUGUUACUUUUUAGUGUAAAAAUGUAUGGAAUCGCAUGUCACCAUUUUUUAAUACUGACUCUGGGGGCUAAAUGCAGAUCACAUCAAUGCAAGUUGAUUCUUGUGUCAAAUAUAUGUGAAUUCAGCUGUAAAAUUACUGGAUAUUUAUCUUAAACAACAGUGCUGAGAGGGACCUACUGUAAAUGUGACAUCCGCACACUUCCCAAAUCUUUUUCUUGAAAGGAUCUUCCCAGAAGCUUAAAGCCUAGAAGAGGUCCAAAGCAAAGGUCCUAGCAGUCUUUGUUCUCAGGCUCAGCGCGUGAAAGAAACCCAGGACUGUGCUUCCAUGGUACCAGGGCAAGAAGCCUGUUGUAUGGGGCGCUCUCACACCUUAGGUGGAGGGGCUCUCCAGGGAACUGACUAUAAGCCAGGAAGGAUGUGAUUUCAAGCCAGCCAGUCCUGGUAAUUAGUUCUGUGAAAUACUCAUUUGUAGCCAGGUUUUACAAGCUUCCAAUUCUACACCAAAACCAGGCUUGGCGUGUUUAGAAUUCCCCGCCUACAUUCAUAAAGUGUUUAUGUUCACUAAUGGUAAAGGGUUGGUAAGGACUUGCUAGAGUCCAAACAGAACCCGAAGCCCUCUCUUCUUUGUUAAGACCCUCGCUCCUGCUGCUAACAGAACGUUAACCAGAGGAGGCUUCCAUCGUAGCUGUAAUUCCUGUCGUCAUACAACUCUUCAUACAAGCCUGUUCUCUUUCACAGUUCAACAUGGACUGCUGACCUUGGGUUUGUUUUUGUUUUCCUGUUAGAAGCCUGGGAACUUUUAGUAGUUUAAUCUUUUUAACCUUUUUCCUUGCAGUGUAUGAGGAAAGCUAAAGCUGUUAUCAACUUCUUAUUCUGCGGAUACUAACACGGGUUUUCAGUGUUUGUUUGUUUUUAUUAUUAAUUAAUUUUGUGUGAUGUGAAUACCCUCGCCCAUCAAUAUUUGUAUUAUGGUGCUAUAUAUUUGGUAAUGAUCCUUUAAUAUUGGGGAGGGAUUUUAAAAAUACUGUGAUUAAACUGGGUCUCUUCCUUUGAUUUUCAUAUUUUAAAUAAAGCCACAGUCAUUUAUACAAAGACAACAACAAAAAAGCAUCUGUCCCUGGGCAGACCUUUCAAGGACAGAGGCCAAAGUAAAGUACAUACGGUUUUUACAUCGUUUCUGUGUGCAUUUGAUAUAUAGAUCAAUAUCUGGACAAAUUUAAUCUUUUAUUUUCUGGUAACUUGUGAUUAUUGAGGAAGUGUUUGAAGCUUUCUCAUGGAAUGUAUAUAAUGGCGUGAAAAAUUCCUUCAGAGAAAUUUAUGUUCCUUUCAUUUUUACCAAAAUGCAAAUUUUCAGCAUGGAUGUGAAAAGCAUUAAAAUUAUAACUUUGUGUACAAGAUGAAAAUAAUUCACUAAAUUUGCCCUUUUUUUACACAAAAUAAAAUGUUAAAGUUAAGCUUUAUU